Colias croceus (clouded yellow) is the source of this 562-nucleotide messenger RNA. RefSeq names its product DNA polymerase epsilon subunit 3 (gene Chrac-14). Gene Ontology annotation, cellular component: epsilon DNA polymerase complex; CHRAC. Bases 112 to 471 code for a protein of 119 amino acids. The record is from RefSeq and is a predicted model, not a curated record. The transcript has a single exon. Gene Ontology annotation, biological process: DNA damage response; leading strand elongation; heterochromatin formation. NCBI's taxonomy places the organism in Eukaryota, Metazoa, Arthropoda, Insecta, Lepidoptera, Pieridae. Gene Ontology annotation, molecular function: chromatin DNA binding; protein heterodimerization activity.
ACGUCACUUGUCAGUGCAUAAAAGUUAAAACCGCGGUUUUUGUAUUUUCAGUUUGUAUUUUUCUUGUUAUAUUGAAUUCUGAUAAUAUUUAAUGGUAGAUUAUUCUCAAUAAUGGCAGAAAAACUCGAAGAUUUAAAUUUACCGCUCACAGUGGUCACACGAAUCGUCAAAGAGGCUUUGCCCGAAGGAGUAUCUAUAUCGAAAGAGGCGCGAACGGGUUUGGCCAAAGCUGCCUCUGUUUUUGUACUAUACGUGACUUCUGCGGCUACUAAUAUUGUUAAGAACCAUAAAAGGAAAGCUUUAACCGGCCAGGAUGUGUUGGAAGCGAUGGCUGACAUAGAGUUUGAUAGAUUCAUGGAGCCUCUAAGAGAUGCCUUAGAACAAUACAAGAUUACGGCUUUCGCCAAAAAAACUGCUGCUGGCAAGAAGAAGGACGAAGAAGAUGUAGAAAUGGUUGAAGAAGAUGAAUAAUAAAAUGUUUUAGUUUUAAAUCUCGACAUGACCUUUGUGAUAUUAUGAAUUGUACUUUGUAAGUUAAACAUGGUUAAUAUUUUGUACAGUA